CUUGAUGACCUUCCAAAUACAAGACAUGUCAUCUUUUUGGCGUCCAGACAUCAACAUCAUCGCGGAAUAGAAAAAUCGGUCUCAUUUUCACAAACGUGUAAUUGGAAGUAUUUGGUGUACCAUAUUAUUUUUAUUUAAAUAAGUUAAACCAUCUUGGUAAAAGUGAGAAGCAACAUAGAGCCGCUCGUACUCCAAAGUCGGGUAACUGCGCCUGCUGCUGACGUUUAGAAAGGUGAAGUAGGAGUGGACAGUCCGAGGUGCCAUGUCGGUGCCAUCCUCAAUGGUGCACCGAUCCGUGAACGGCCUGGUGGUACGCAGCCUAUUCGACCCUCCACCGCUGCAAUCAUCUCCGCAGCAUCUUGCCAGCACAUCUGCCGGAGUGUGUGACGUGGAAAGCGUCGCGACGACCACGUCCGACGGCGAUGCCGACGAGGACGACGCCGCGGCAGCGUCGCCAGCCGCCGGGCUGCCCGACUGCAAAGUCAAGAGGAACUACACGUGCAGCGCCUGUGACUUCUUCACGCAGAACCCCAGACAGUACCUCUACCAUCUACGCGACAGCCACAAUGAGAAGGUGAAGAUCUACGAGUGUCCUAGUUGCUUGUAUGCCAGCAGACACUUCCAGAAGCUGCUCAGGCACAACAAGAUGGUCCACGGGUCCAGCGAGGCUCUGGAGAAAGCGCGAAGGAGACCACCUCAACAGGACAUGGAGCAACCCGAAGACUCAGAAGAUGGCGGCGAAGACCAUCCCAUGGACCCCAACGCCCCAUCGCCGGCAGUAUUCAAAUGUUCCGUAUGCGACUUCACCACCAAAUAUCAAGCCACCUUGGCCAAGCACGAGAGCGAACAGCACUUCAAAACCAAGUUCUUCAGGUGCGGCAAAUGCACAUACGUCACGCAUAUCAAAGCACGGUACACCAAACACGUGAAGUAUCAUUCCAUGCCUAUGAUCAAGUGCGACAUGUGCGAUUUUCGGACACCCUACAAAUGGAACUUGGAUAGACACUGCAAGAACCAUAAUGGGAAUGGGGCAUUCAGAUGUUCAGCAUGCAACUUCACCGCGGACAUCAAGCAAAGUCUGACCGUGCACGAGAUGAACCAUCACGUGCCGCCUGUGGGUCAAGUGGCUUCCGGCAGCGUCGCUUCCGGAGGCCGAAGGAGAAACAAAGUGGGGGCCAGCGAUGCCACUGCUGCCGAAGAAGCUGCCGCGGCUGCAGCUGCAGUGGGACACGUCACGGGUGGGGUAUCGGAAGGAGUAGAGGAGAUGGUGAAGAGUGAGGAGGGACAGCAGAUGACGUCGACGCAGGUGCUGGUGAGUUGUGUUAUUUUGAUGUGGUUUUAUAGUUGCCCACAAGUAUAAAAGCUUGAAGAU
Molecule: messenger RNA, 1372 nt
Organism: Acanthoscelides obtectus
Lineage: Eukaryota; Metazoa; Arthropoda; Insecta; Coleoptera; Chrysomelidae
Source: the annotation of a GenBank genome assembly